Messenger RNA from Betta splendens (Siamese fighting fish), 2861 nucleotides. Its product is annotated as tumor necrosis factor receptor superfamily member 6B-like. The record is from RefSeq and is a predicted model, not a curated record. The transcript has 5 exons. Gene Ontology annotation, molecular function: protein binding. Lineage: Eukaryota; Metazoa; Chordata; Actinopteri; Anabantiformes; Osphronemidae. The coding region runs from base 1504 to 2442 and encodes 312 amino acids.
GAGGACACACCCAGAGGCAGAGCUCAGUGUAAACAUAUAGUAAUUGUAUAACUAGCCAACGCGGGUUUCACUCUCAGGUUGGUGCAGGAACUGGCUGAUUCAUCUGCUCUCAUACAUAUGUCAACAGUCGGUGGUCACUGCUGAGGUGUUAAAGCCCUGGGAUUUCUCCAGAGGCAGGUCUGGACAGAGACGUUGUUUGUACAAAGAUGUUGUUGAAGGUUGUUUUUCUGCUCAUGACAGACGAUCAGUAGACGCUGAGUGUGAAGGGCUGGGAUCGGCUUACUGGCCUCCAGUGGAAAUCUCAGGAUGACGUGUUUAUAUUGAACCAGACCCACGGACAGUUCACUGGUUCUGAAACCCAGGUGACCUAUGCUGCGUACAGCCCCUGAACGCCUCAUGGGGAGCCGCACUGAUUCAGAGCAGUGAUGCUCAUCUUCUCUGGUUAUCUUUGCAUCCAUUAUUUCUAUCGAUUCCCAGAGCAGCUUUUCCUGUUUCCCCAGAAGGGCUGCGAUCAAUAAGCGGUUUUUCAAGCAUUUGCGUCUCACUUCCUCCCAGACUGAGGUCUGUUGUUUGAAUCCAUCGGAGGCAAAUGUUCCGCAGGUGCAUCACUCGCUUAAUGGUCUGAGGCAGUGAGACUGAGCAGGAGCUCCAUGCUUCAGGUGCCACAGUGUGAGUCGUUGUGGGUUAGGGGCCGACGGUUCCGUGGUUCCUUGGUCGAUCGCUGCCGAGCUGCACACGGACGCGUAAACAACCGCCUGCCUUUAACUUGUGUCGAGGCCCGGGUUCGUCUGGUUACUCACUUUAGAACCACUCUCAGACCUCGGUGGCCUGGUGACGUCAGGGCGUUCCUCUUGGUGGUGCUCAGAACUUCCUUCCUGUUCAUUCAGUCCUUUACACCCAUCAUAAUACGAAGCUGUCUCCCUCCUCCACACGAUGGAACCCGCAGCAUCGCCAGCUCCGGCUUCUAGGGUGACGGCCUCAGGAAGCGUGGAUGUUUGAUGGCAGCAGGCAUCAGCAGGCAGAGUCUCAGAACGCCUGGACCGGGUCAGCUCCACAACCACUGAGACAGAGCGCGACCUUUGACCCCGCACAGUUUAACAGUCCUGCUGCUCACAUUUGGAAAGUUCUAUAUUUCCAGAGUCAGCUGGACCCAAACAGCCUCAAGUUCUGAAAGUGAAGUUACUACUGUAAACAAAACAAGCCUGUGUAGAACUAGUCUGGCAUGUUUCAAAUGACAGAAUGUUUAGAAUCACUUUUGGAGUAUUUGAUCUGCGUCAGCGUUCGGAGUCUGGCAGAAGCUGCUUCUCAUUCAGAACCAUAUCACCUGAACCCACCCACAGUCCGACGUGUGUUAAAUAAAUUCAGUUCAAAGCAUUUCAGUUAAACACUUUUUAUGUCUUCUGUUCAAGACAAGACAUCGCCGACGCUCUGACUUUUCUGUCCCAGACACCGACGGCACCGAGAAGGAGGGGGCGGAGCCUGGCUGCAGCCGUAGUUGUUUCCAUGACGACAGCUUCCUGUCUCCCUGUAAGGGAACUCAGAAGAAGAGAGAUGUUUGCGUCGCUGCUCUCGACGUCGCUGUUCGCGGUGCUCUCCUUCACACACGCCCGCCAAACCUACCGAACCACCGACCCGUCCACCGGCGAGACCCGGGAGUGCGAGCGCUGCCCGCCCGGAACGUAUCUGCGCCAAAGCUGCACGUCCACGCGCGGGAGCCAGUGUGCGCCGUGUCCCGACGGCUCGUUCACGGAGCUGUGGAACUACAUCCCCAAGUGUCUGCGCUGCGGCGCGUGCGGACACAACCAGGUGGUGAAGACGGAGUGCGCCCCCGACGCCGACUGCACGUGCGAGUGCAAGAAGGGCUACUACUACAAGGAGAGCUACGACGCGUGCGUGGCGCACAGAACGUGUGCGGCGGGGGAAGGAGUUCUGACUGAAGGUUCGCCACAUAACGACACCGUGUGCCAGGUUUGUCCCAGUGGCACCUUCUCCACCAGCGUCUCGGCUCAGGACAAGUGUGAACCGCACCAGAACUGCGAGGCUCCGGAGCUGAAGCUGCUGCUCAGAGGCUCCAACUGGCACGACAGCAUGUGUGUGAACUGCGACGGGCUCCGGUCCACAGAUGGAGCCGACUACCUCCGAGAGCUCCUCCCCGCUUUCUUCCUCCACCACAACAUCAACAGCAGGCGUCUUCGCCGCAUCCUGCACAGGCUGCCCGGCGCCAGGCCCUCGGACGCGUCCGGACCGCACCUGUCUCUGUGGGAGCGGCUCGGCGCCUGGGCCGCGUCCGCCUCGGCGCCGCAGAUCCGCCUGCUGCCGGAGGUGCUGAGCAAGGCAGGCGCCGACGCCGCCGGCGAGAGGCUGCUGCACAAGCUGCAGAGAAUGGACGCCGGCCUCCAGCGCUGCUCCGCGAGGAACGAGGUGGAGGCGGAGGCGUUCUGAGCCGCCUCUAAGCGCCGCCUGGCGCCGCCCGGCGCCGCCCGGCGCCGCCCUGGCGCCGCUGGAGGUCGCGUCGUUGGGACAGUCCUGCUGCUGCGGCUGCGGAGCCGGGACGAAGCCCGGUGUAAAUAAAGAUGCUUGAGCUGGAACACGAGUCCAGAACACCAAACCCGUCAUUCGGACCUUCCCCGUUUCAGUAAACGCAUCAGGGUUCAGCUGCUGAGCUUCACUUCAUCUGAGACCCAAAGUUCCAAAUCUGCCGAGCAGAACCAGCGCUGGGACGCUUCGCUGCCCUCGGCUCUGAACCGUCAGGGAAGCACACCUUCGACUGUAACUGGACUCUCACUCAAGUCUCUGAAUGCUUUCACGUGUUGUAAACAUUUACCUGAAACUGUAUUAAAACACUUUCUAUUUGAAUGUAA